Messenger RNA from Penicillium samsonianum, 996 nucleotides. RefSeq lists its product as uncharacterized. The record is from RefSeq and is a predicted model, not a curated record. The transcript has 2 exons. Bases 1 to 996 code for a protein of 331 amino acids. NCBI's taxonomy places the organism in Eukaryota, Fungi, Ascomycota, Eurotiomycetes, Eurotiales, Aspergillaceae.
AUGAACUCAACAGCCUGUGUCAUCGAGGCUAACCCCGAUGUAUCUGGACUCGGAAUCCGUGUAUCGAUCUACGCCCUCUGCCUAGGCGGGUCGAUCGUUAGCUAUCUACUCCGCGUAUUUGCCCCAGGCGAAGACCAAGAAGAGUUCUCGCGAGGCGUCUCCUCCGCCCUCGGCCUGCAAGGCCUAGCCCUCCUCUGCACAGCAAUCUACCAGACAGUUCGGGGCGACCUAACACUCUUCCAUGCGAUAUGUGUCGUGCACCUUCUUGCCAUACUCGGCAUGAACAUGGUGAGCAAAGGCCGGUAUGCAGGACUCGGCCCAUGGCGACUGUAUUUCUUCUCCGCAAUCCAGGUCCUGGCUUUGGCGGCGUUCCUCGCUUUAAACGUCUAUGUCUGGGUGAAGGCACCGCAAUUUGGUAGCCAGCCCCAGUGCAAUAAGGAUACGGUGUAUGUGGUAUUUGGUGUCAGCAUCAAAGCCACUUCUCCUGUAUUCCGGUAUAUCAUUCUCGCGACGCUGGGUGCAGUUGUGGCUGGUUAUGCUCUUACUUUCACGUGUAUGUUACCGUGCCUGUGUGGGUACGUUGUGUAUCGGAGACGGCAUCCCGACGCUGGAAACAGGAUUGAGGGUCAGAAGAGAAGUUGGAUGAAUUGGUUUGUGGAGGUUAAUCGUCCUGUUUACCAAGAUCGUCCUGAGGUACCCGAGAGGCUGCAUGGCAAGGCGCUGCUCAACUUUACGCUGAACAAGGUCGCGUACUGUUCGUUCUGCAUAUACUUGAUUGUCUCGCUGGAACAGACUAUUAAUCGCAACGACCUCGACCCUGCAGAGAAAGGGUGGACGUUCGGACAGGUUAUUGCGAUUUUUUUGUUGCUGGGUGUCGCCAAUGAGCUACUUAAUGUUCUUCUUGCGAGUUGGGAUCGGAAGCAGGCUGAAAGUUCUCAGCAGCUAGUGCAGUUUAGGCCGGGCACUGGGAACUCGGUGCAUUCCUCAUCUUCUUGA